GGAAAUUACACGACGAGAGAAACAGAGAGAAAGUUUGACAGUUUUUGUUCCACUGAAUCGUCUGAAACAAUCAAUAAAUUCAUUGUGAAGUAUUUUGUAGGUGAUCAUAUUCUAGUCAGUAAAGAGGAACAUCAACAGUUCUUGACAGGUGUUCAGUGGACUGUUCAGAUGAUGUCAUGGACUCCACAAAGGAUCUCAGUGGACAGACAGACACAGGGAAGGUCAAGAGGAUACACAAACCCUGCCGAAGUGCUGCGGGGAAUCAGGAUGAUGAGGCCCAUUCAUCAGCGAAGCGUCAAUCGGUGAGACGGUGUGAUGUUCACGAGGACACUGUAGGGGAGCCGAAAGUUUUCCUUCAGCUGGCUCGUGCAUAUCAACGGCAAAGUGUCAUUCAUGGAGAAUCUCCUGAAUCCAGCUGUGUGUCCAUGAAGAGUGACCGGUCAAUGAAUCCUCCACUUAAAUUCAGUUCAGGAGCCCCUUGUGCUGAUGUGAGUGUCAUUCAUGGAGAAUCUCCUGAACCCAGCUAUGUGUCCAUGAGGAGUGACGGGUCAAUGGGUCAACCAAUUAACUUCAGUUCAGGAGAGUCUUUGAUCAACUACAGAAACAAACAGGAAGGAUCAGAGUCAACUGCUGGGAAAGUGCCAUUGGACUCCAUUUUUGAGGAACUUGAGCACAAAAUCAUCUCUCUGAUGAAGAAAGAGCUGAAGAGUUUCAAAAGACUACUGAUCUCAGAUUCCCCAGCAUGCUCUGAGAGAGAGGAGGAGGAUGAUGAAGGUCAGAUCAGAGUCAGAAAGGGGAUUCUGAAGAUCACACUGCACGUCCUGAAGAAGAUGAAGCAGACAGACCUCGCUAACACACUUCAAACCAAACUGAUUUCUGUGCAUCAACAAAAACUCAAAACAAAACUAAAAGAGAAAUUCCAGAGAAUUACUGAAGGAAUGUCAAAUCAAAGCAGCUCAACACUUGUGAAUGAGAUCUACACAGAGCUGUACAUCACAGAGGGAGGGAGUGCAGAGAUCAAUAAUGAACAUGAGGUGAGACAGAUUGAGACAGCAUCCAGGAGAGCAGAGACACAGGAAACACCAAUCAAAUGCAAUGACAUCUUUAAAGCCUUACCUGGACAAGACAAAGCCAUCAGAACUGUGCUGACUAAAGGAGUUGCUGGAAUUGGAAAAACUGUCUCUGUGCAGAAGUUCAUUGUGGACUGGACUGAAGGAAAAGCAAAUCAGGAUGUUCACUUCAUAUUUCCACUUCCUUUCAGAGAGCUCAAUCUGAUGAAGCACAAAAAUAUCAGUUUGAUGGAUCUUCUUCAUCAGUUUUUCAAAGAUACAAAAGAACUGAGAUCAACAUUCCUUGAUGACUACAAAGUCAUUUUCAUUUUUGAUGGUCUGGAUGAGUGUCGACUUCGUCUAGAUUUCCAGAACAAUGAUAUUUUGUGUGAUGUGACAGAAUCGUCCUCAGUGGAUGUGCUGCUGACCAACCUCAUCAAGGGGAAUCUGCUUCCUUCUGCUCUGCUCUGGAUCACCUCUCGACCAGCAGCAGCCAAUCAGAUUCCUCCUGAGUGUGUAGACCAGCUCACAGAUGUACGAGGCUUCAAUGACCCUCAGAAAGACGAGUAUUUCAGGAAGAGAAUAAAAGAUGAGCGUCUGGCCAACAGAAUCAUCACACACAUGAAAUCAUCAAGAAGCCUGUACAUCAUGUGUCACAUACCAGUCUUCUGUUGGAUUUCAGCCACUGUUCUCCAGAGAAUGUUGAGUGAAGCAGAGAGUGCAGAGAUCCCCAAGACUCUCACUCAAAUGUUCACACACUUCCUGAUCUUUCAGAGCAAACAGAAGAGCCAGAAGUAUGAUGGGAAAUGUGAGGUGGAUCUUCAGCAGGCUAGAAAGAGGAUUCUGUCUCUGGGAAAACUGGCUUUUCAACAGCUGGAAAAAGGGAACCUGAUCUUCUAUGAAGAGGACCUGAGAGAGCGUGGCAUUGAUGUCAGAGAAGCGUCAGUGUACUCGGGAGUUUGUACCCAAAUCUUCAGAGAGGAGUUUGGACUGCACCUGGGGAAGGUUUUCAGCUUUGUGCAUCUGAGCAUUCAGGAGUUUCUCGCUGCUUUAUUCAAGUUUCUGCAAAACAAGUCAAGAAUGAGUGAUUUCCUGAAGACUGAAGUGGACAAGGCCUUACAGAGUGAGAACGGACACCUGGACCUUUUCAUUCGAUUCCUUCUGGGUCUCUCACUGAAGUCCAAUCAGACAAUCUUACGAGACCUACUGACACAGACAGGAAGCAGCUCUGACAGCAAACAGGAAAUAGUUGAGUACAUUAAGAUGAAGAUCAGGGAGAAUCCCUCUCCAGAGAAAUCCAUCAAUCUGUUCCACUGUCUGAAUGAACUCAAUGAUCAUUCUCUAGUGCAGGAAGUACAAACAUACGUGAACAGAAGAGAUAUCAAUCGUCUCUCUAGAGUCUGUCUCUCUCCUGCUCAGUGGUCAGCUCUGGUGUUUGUGUUGCUGAACUCAGAGGAGCUGGAUCUGUUUAAUCUGAGGAAAUAUGAUCCAUCACAUGAAUGUCUUCUGAGACUGCUGCCGGUGAUAAAAGCAUCCAGAAAAGCUGAUCUGAUGGGAUGCAAUCUGACAGAGAAAAGUUGUUCAGCACUGGCCUCAGUUCUCAGCUCAAACUCCUCAAGUCUGAGAGAGCUGGACAUAAGUAACAAUGACCUGCAGGAUUCAGGAGUGAAGCUGCUCUCUGAUGCACUGAAGAGUCCUCACUGUAAACUGGAAAUACUGAGAUUUGCAGCUUUUAGAUUCACUGGUCAGUGCUGUGAAAGUUUGUCUUCUUUUCUACAAUCAUCAAACUCCCUGAGAGAGCUGGAUCUGAGUAACAAUGACCUGCAGGAUUCAGGAGUGAAGCUGCUCUCUGAUGCACUGAAGAUUCCUCACUGUAUACUGAAAAUACUGAGAUUAUCUGGCUGUAUGGUGACAGAGGAAGGCUGUUGUUCUGUGGCAUCAGCUCUGCGAUCAAAUCUCUCAUGCCUGAAAGAGCUGGAUCUGAGCUACAAUCACCCAGGAGAAUCAGGAGUCAAGCUGCUCUCUGAAAGACUCAACGAUCCAAAUUGCACACUGGACAAACUUAAUGUGGAUCAUGGAGGAGAGUUCAGGAUUACAGCAGGACUACACAAAUAUGUCUGUGAUCUCACACUGGAUUCAAACACAGUAAACACUGAACUCAUUCUGUCUGAGGGGAACAGGAAGGUGACACGUGUGAGAGAGCGUCAGUCAUAUCCUGAUCAUCCAGAGAGAUUUGAUGUGUGUCAUCAGGUUCUGUGUAGAGAGAGUCUGACUGGACGCUGUUACUGGGAGACUCAAUGGAGUGGAGGUGCUGCUGAUAUAUCAGUGUCAUAUAAAGAAAUCAGCAGGAAAGGAAUGAGUGAUGACAGUGUGUUUGGACUCAAUGUAAACUCCUGGAGUCUGAUCUGCUCUUAUAACAGAUUCACUGUCUGGCACAAUAAUAACUGUACUGACAUACGUCCCCCUUCACACGACUGUAAGAGAGUAGGAGUGUAUGUGGACUGUCUGGCCGGCACUCUGUCCUUCUACAGCGUCUCUGACACACACACACUCACACACUUACACACACUCAUCACCACAUUCACUCGACCCCUCUAUGCUGGAUUUGGAGUUUAUCCUGAUUCCUCAGUGUGUGUGUGUGUGUGUGAAAUUGAUCAUCAGAGACACACACACACAACUGGAUGAGUGAAAUAUACUCACUGUAUCUCACAUCAACACAACUCCAAACUCUUUCUAGAAAUCAUUUCACCAAUUAAACUGAUUGAAUUCAAUACAAUGACAGUACUUUGUGUCUCACUGUGUUGUGAUUGAACUUAUUUACUAUCAGAUUCAAUAAUAAAAAUAAUGAUUUUAAAAUCCCAAAUACUUCAAAUGAAUAAAUGAGUCUAUAUAUGAACUCUUUAUUAAACGUUAAUAUAACUUCAUUUUAUUAAGUUUGCUUUGCAGAAAUAAUGCAAUCGGUUUCCUUCAUUUUGAAGUGAACUGAACAUGUAAACUUUUACAGUGUUUGCAGGAAACACAUUUAAAAUACUGUCUUGUGUAAGACGAUGUCAUGUUUAAAGUAUAUUGUACAAAGUCUGGCUAAGUAAUAACAGUUUGAUAUUGAAGAGAAGCAAUUUGUAGUAUUUGGAAUAAGCCAAAGGUGUUACUGAGCAUUUACUUUUACUCAAAUAUAAUACACUUAUGAUUUAUUACUUGUAUGUUUCAAAGACACUCACAAUAAAUUUUUAUAGUACUUGUAACACAAAUAAAAUACACUUUAAUAUCACUAAUCAAACCUGUAAUUACCCCACACUGACAUAUACUUAAAAUAACCAAAUGAGUGUUCACUGGAAAAUAAUAAAGCAAACAAACGAUUCUUUCAUACUUUGUAUAUUAACUUUGUGCAUCAUGGAAACCGUGGCCUCUGCCUGUGUUGGAAAUGUUGUCUGUGGCUUUCACUUUGUUAGAUCAUUCAGCCAACAAUGCAAGCAAUGCCAGAUCUUGCCUCCCAUUAGACCUCCAUAAGAACAUAUUAAACAUAUCAGAGUUUAACAGCUUGUAAUGUUACUCUUCUCCCAGCUCAGCAGGCAGCAGGGGAAUAGCACAAGACAAGAGACAAACAUCAGCAGAAAUUAUUGAACAACAGUUUGACCAGCACAAAUUCAACAAAUAUAUUAAUACUAAUCACAAUUGCUGCUUAACUGUCCUGUUAUGCUGAAGAUCACUAACAUGGAAGAUAAAGCAGCUGUAACCCGCACACACACACACACACAAGAUGAGACAGUCACAAUGUCGGGGCUACAGGCGCCGGCUCGCUGACCGUUGCAGACAUGGGCGCUGGCUCGUUGGCCGUGGCGGGCAUGGGCGCUGGCUCGUUGGCCGUGGCGGGCAUGGGCGCUGGCUCGUUGGCUGGGGCGGGCAUGGGCGCUGGCUCGUUGGCCGUGGCAGGCAUGGGCGUUGACUUGCUGGCCGUGCCAGGCUUCGAGGCUGGGGCCGUGACAGGCCUCGGGACUGGGGCCGUGUCAGGCUUAGGGACUGGUGCCGUGACAGGCUUCGGGACUGGGGCCGUGUCAGGCUUCGGGACUGGGGCCGUGUCAGGCUUCGGGACUGGGGCCGUGACAGGCUUCGGGACUGGGGCCGUGACAGGCCUCGGGACUGGGGCCGUGUCAGGCUUCGGGACUGGGGCCGUGUAAGGCUUCGGGACUAGGGCCGUGUCAGGCUUCUGGACUAGGGCCGUGACAGGCUUCGGGA
This is a messenger RNA of Xyrauchen texanus (razorback sucker), 5282 nucleotides long. RefSeq names its product NACHT, LRR and PYD domains-containing protein 3-like. Bases 177 to 3734 code for a protein of 1185 amino acids. The record is from RefSeq and is a predicted model, not a curated record. NCBI's taxonomy places the organism in Eukaryota, Metazoa, Chordata, Actinopteri, Cypriniformes, Catostomidae. Gene Ontology annotation, molecular function: protein binding. The transcript is spliced from 12 exons.